AGUCAAGAAAUCACCAUUUGAAAGCAACUCUGAACUUAACCAAGAUGUCUAUGAAAAUUACAGCAGCCCUGCUCCUGCUACAGCUAAGUAGCUUCUUUGGAUCUGGGAGUGCUGGGAAGGUACUGGUGUGGCCAGUGGAAUUCAGCCAUUGGCUCAACCUAAGGAUAAUCCUAGAAGAGCUUGUGAAGAAGGGUCAUGAAGUGACUGUUCUGAGACCUUCAGUUUACUUUUCUUAUGACGUUGACAACACAUCUGCUAUUGAAUUUGAAACAUAUCCUGCAUCAUUUUCCAGGACUGAUGCAGAAGAAUUUUUCAAAGAAGCCUUCGAUAAACACAUUUAUGAGCUGCCAAAGCAAUCAUUUUGGGGAUACUUUGUAAUGUUGCAAGAACUGUUUUUGUUCGAGUCAGACUAUUUUGAGCAUUUCUGCAAAGAUGCAGUUUUAAACAAGGAACUUAUGACAAAACUACAUAAUUCAAGAUUUGAUGUCCUGGUAGCAGAUCCAUUCUUACCCUGCGGUGAACUGCUGGCUGAGAUUUUCAAGAUACCUCUGGUGUACAGUCUCCGAUUCUUUCCUGGCUUCAAGUAUGAAAAGUACAGUGGAGGACUGCCACUACCUCCUUCCUAUGUGCCUGUUGCUUUGUCAGAAUUGAGUGAUCGAAUGACAUUCAUGGAGAGGGUACAAAAUCUAAUCUAUGUGCUUUCUUUUGACUUUUGGUUACAAAUGUUUAAUGAGAAGAGGUGGAAUCAGUUUUACAGUGAAGUCUUGGGAAGACCCACGACCCUCUCUGAGAUGAUGGGGAAGGCAGAUAUAUGGCUCAUUCGAACCUACUGGGAUUUGGAAUUUCCUCACCCUGUCUUACCAAACUUUGAAUACGUUGGAGGACUCCAUUGCAGACCUGCAAAGCCUCUUCCAAAGGAAAUAGAAGACUUCGUCCAGUCUUCUGGAGAACAUGGUGUUGUGGUAUUUUCCCUGGGGUCCAUUGUGAGUAACCUAACAGAAGAAAGGACCAAUGUGAUUGCAGCAGGCCUUGCACAGAUUCCACAGAAGGUUCUUUGGCGAUUUGAAGGCAAGAAGCCAGACACCUUGGGCUCCAACACACGGUUGUACAAAUGGAUUCCCCAGAAUGACCUUCUCGGUCAUCCUAAAACCAGAGCUUUUAUAACUCAUGGUGGCACCAAUGGCAUCUACGAGGCGAUCUACCAUGGGAUCCCUGUGGUGGGCAUUCCUUUGUUUGGAGACCAAUUUGACAAUAUUGUUCGCAUGAAGACCAAAGGAGCAGGGGUUCGACUGGACUUUCACACAAUGUCCAGCACAGAUUUGCUCCGUGCAGUGAAGACAGUCACUAAUGACCCUUCCUUUAAGGAGAGCGCCAUGCAGCUAUCAAGAAUCCACCACGACCAACCAGUGAAGCCCCUGGAUAGAGCUGUCUUCUGGAUAGAGUAUGUCAUGCGCCACAAGGGAGCCAAGCACCUUCGUGUGGGAGCGCAUGACCUCACCUGGUACCAGUACCACUCUCUGGACGUGCUUGGAUUUCUGCUUGCCUGUGUGGUGACUGUGAUAUUCGUCAUCACAAAGUGUUGCCUCUUUUGCUGCCAGACAUUUUCUAAAUCUGGAAAGAAGAAGAAAAGAGAGUAGCUGAAGUGGGGAGGAAUGACACAUGGACCUCCUCCAGUGCAUCACAGCAAGGGAGGCUGUGAGGGGAGCUCCUUCAUCUAGUGACAAGGCCACUUCUCUAUCUUAGGCUCAUCAAAUCACAACAUUAUUUAUAAAGUUUUAAGGAUUGACCAUAUGCUAGAAAUAUUUUGGUCACAGUGCAAGAAACUAGGAAAAAGUAACAAUCAAACUAUAUUACUGCCUUUAAAAAGAUAUUUCUGUGGUGCUGAAGCAUGUGGAGGCAUGCUUAUGAGUACUUUUUGUUCUUGUAGAAUAUCUGAGUUUUACCUCCAACACCCACAGGCUGCUAAGAAUCAUCAGUAACUCCAAAGUAUCUGGUUCCCUCUUCUGACUCCCUCAGACACUGCUUGCACACAUACAUGCCGGCAAACACAUUCAUGCACAUAAAAUAAAAAUAAAUCUUUUAAAAAAAAUGGCCAUAAGUUACAUGUUCUCCUCCAUUAUUUUCCAGGCUUAAUUCCAGAUCAUAAGUAAAUGAUGGCCAUAAGGUCCUUCAAAAAUCCACACAUUGUGUCUAUAUUGUUUUGAUAAUACUCAGCAUGUGUUAGCUACACAGUUGCAGAACUGUGUAGUUUUGUGGGGUUUUUAUCUUGUUUUGUUUUACCUUUCCCAAAGAAGAUGUCCAAAGACACUUUGUUGUGGUUCGAAUGAAAUGGCCACAGAUUAAAGCUGGAUAUCAACAGAAACAACAGAAACCUUACAAACUCA
Myodes glareolus (Bank vole) is the source of this 2384-nucleotide messenger RNA. The record is from RefSeq and is a predicted model, not a curated record. Lineage: Eukaryota; Metazoa; Chordata; Mammalia; Rodentia; Cricetidae.